GUUCGCCUCAACGCAAAUCCACGGCUGCCGGCGCGACGCGGAUUUUCCUGCGCGGGCUGUCGAAUUAGUCUCGCGAGUGGCGGUGUUGGGAAAAGUUGGCCUGCCUCCAGCGAACAAUGCGGGCUGCGCGGACACAAGAGAGCCCGAGGACGAGGAGAGACUUGCUGGCAGCGACAUCAUUGUCGUAAUGGAACGAGGCGCAUGCAUGGAAUAUCACCACCACUAAUCAACACCACCACCACCACCACACUCGUUGCACUCACCGCAUAACAGCCGGUCCCAGCUCGCGGGGAGCUGGAUACCCGUGUACACUCUCAACACUGUCAACACCGUUACCAUGGGCUACGAAUACGCGUGGGUCCACCUAACCUACACCCUUCCGCCCGCCGCUCUCCUCUCCGCCCUCUACUUCCCUCUAUGGACGAAGCUCGACACCUACAAAAUCCUCUUCCUCAUCACCAUCGCCGUCGUCUCUACGAUCCCAUGGGACAGCUAUCUCAUCCGGACCAACAUCUGGUCCUACCCUCCGAACGUCGUGAUAGGCUGGAAAAUCUACGAUAUUCCGGUUGAAGAGGUCUUCUUCUUUGUGAUUCAGACCUAUAAUACGUCGUUGCUGUACCUGCUCACGAGUAAGGCUGUGCUGAAGGAGACGUUAUUGGCAAAAGAGGACAAAGGGACAAUUGGACAGCAAUGGAAGUAUAUCAGAUGGGGAGGGCAGAUGGCUUUGGGAUUGGCUCUGAGGCAGGGAAUUAGUUUUGUGAGCGCAGGAAAGGAAGAGACGUACUUGGGGCUGAUUCUGGUCUGGGCGUUGCCAUUCCUGCUGCUGUUGUGGAGUCUGGCAUACCAGUUACUUGUCAAUCUGCCAUUGACGUGUACGUGGUUUUCUAUCGCUCUGCCGACUGUAUAUCUUUGGGUCGUGGACACGCUGGCAUUGAAGAGGGGGACCUGGGUCAUUUCGCAAGGCACAAAGACUGGGAGGGAACUCUGGCCAAAUCUAGAGAUCGAGGAGGCCAUAUUCUUCUUCUUGACAAAUUGCCUCAUUGUCUUCGGACUUGUCGCCUUCGACAAUGCGGUUGCUGUGCUGAACGCUUUCCCGGCGCAUUUCAAGAGCAUUCCGCAAUUGCCAAGCCCGGUCCUAUUGGUCAAGGCCCUUCUCCUUCCAGCUGCUGCGUACGACGAUGACCGGAUAUUGGGCUUGCAGCAGAGUGUUGCAAGAUUGAAAAGGAAGAGCAGGAGCUUUUACUUGGCAUCUAGUACAUUCCAAGGACGAUUGAGGAUCGAUCUGAUCAUACUGUACUCCUUCUGCCGUGUAGCAGAUGAUCUGAUCGAUAAUGCUAAAGAUGAGAAAGAGGCGAGGGAAUGGGUCAAGAAGCUGACAAAGUACCUCGACUUGGCAUAUGGUGUAGCAGAGAAGGACGGAGCCGGCAACAUCAUCCCCAGCAACGAUAUGAACCGCGGCCAAGCAACGCUCUACAUCAUGCACAACUUCCCGCCCGAAACGCAACUCGCACUGAUGCUUCUUCCUACGCAUCGCCUCAGCAAAGAGCCACUGUACGAAUUGCUGAAAGGUUUCGAAAUGGACCUCACCUUCAAUAACCAGAAAUCCGGAAAAGGCAGCUCUGGACCAAUCAAGACCGAAGAAGAUCUUGACCUUUACGGAGCACGUGUUGCAGGAACUGUUGCCCUUCUCUGCAUCCAACUCGUCCUCCACCACAAUCCUGGAACCUCGGAGUCCCAAGCCCGCAAACUUAUGAAAAGCGGCCACGACAUGGGUAUCGCGCUUCAAUACACGAACAUCGCCCGUGACCUGUCUGUUGACGCCAAAAUCGGCCGCUGUUACGUCCCUCCAUCCUGGCUCAAGAAGGAGAAACUCACACCUGAGGCCUUCAUCGCCGGCCUCGUCACAACAGGCAAAGUCGACGAUUUCUUCUGGAAGAAAGUUGAGACCAUACGAGGUCGUCUUCUUGAUCGUGCGUUCCAGUAUUACCACGAUGCGAUACCGGCUGUGGAGGAGCUGCCCAAAGCCGCUAGAGCGCCCAUGCGCGUCGCUGUGGAGAGCUAUAUGCAGAUUGGACGUGAGCUGCGAAGGCCGGGCUACCGUGUCAAGGCUGGGAGAGCUACAGUACCGAAGUGGAAGAGGAUAUGGGUUGCUUGGAAGAGGUUAAUAUCUGCUGCGCCGCGGGAGGAACCAGCAUCAUGAGGAUUUCGUUUUCUGCGAUGUACAGCCUACGCUUGCGGCAUUUGCGACUGAGGCAUUUCGGGUUCUCUUUUUUCGGCAUAUUUUGAGCGCAUUUCUGAAGUGAAUAUUGUGAGCAUAUAGAUACCCUUCUUCGCGGGGAGAUAUUGGCAUAGCGGGUUAGCAAAAUCUUGUGUCUCGAAUGGAAGGCACGAUCAAUGUAUCACAAGGAUAUGGAAUCCACUUUGGUUCCGCGAAAACCCAGAACCUUAUUCCGCGGCCC
Molecule: messenger RNA, 2459 nt
Organism: Cercospora beticola
Lineage: Eukaryota; Fungi; Ascomycota; Dothideomycetes; Mycosphaerellales; Mycosphaerellaceae
Biological process (GO): biosynthetic process
Molecular function (GO): geranylgeranyl diphosphate synthase activity; intramolecular lyase activity
Source: RefSeq, a predicted model, not a curated record